AUGUAUUUUCUAUUGUUAUCCCUCUUAAAAUUUAUUGGGUUAUGUGCUGCUUUUGGCUUCCCCAAUAAAAUUUGACUUUAAUCUUAUUUGCUACCUCCACUCCCUUAUACUCUCUCUCCUCCCUAAUAUAAGAUAUUCCUAUAACCAUGCUUUGGUUGAGAUGAAACUCGAGACUUGUGUAAGAGGUUGGUUUAGUUAGUUUUCUUUAAACUCAGACUUGCCUUAGACUUAGAACAGAUCUUUGAAAUGGGAAAACUAGGGAGAAUGUUGGAUACCAUCUGUCUUUCUUUUGGCUCAAACACCUGUUUCUGCAUGAACUCCAUGGAGUUUGAAGAUGAGUUUGAGCAAAAGCCUUUGAUUGUAAGUGCUACUGAUCAUAAACUGAGAUUGAAGGAUGUAGUAGAUGGAAAGCAGACAUUGGCUUUUCAGCUGAAACCCCAGAUAGUUACAUUGAGGGUGUCCAUGCAUUGCUAUGGAUGUGCAAGAAAAGUUGAGAAACAUAUCUCCAAGUUGGAAGGAGUGAGUUCAUAUAAGGUGGAUCUGGAAACAAAAAUAGUAGUUGUUAUGGGCGAUAUUCUUCCCUCUGAAGUGUUGCAGAGUGUGUCUAAGGUGAAAAAUGCUGAGCUUUGGUAUUCUCAAGGUAGCAAGCAAUAAUUUUGGAUACAAUUCAGAUUCAUCCAAAAGAAGAUAUUGAAAUAGAAUUAAGCAGCUCUAAUUUUCUGUGUGUCCUUUUGGUGUUGUAUAUAUAAUAUAGUGUAUGCUGUUAAGACCUAUAUCCAAUCUCCAGUAAUUUUCAUGCACAGAAGAUAUUAAUGUCUCUUUCAGUUUGUCUUGAUAUCCACAUAUCUCUUACAUGGUUUAAAAAUCAAGAUCUAAGACAGUUUAAAUA
This is a messenger RNA of Vigna radiata var. radiata (mung bean), 889 nucleotides long. Its product is annotated as protein SODIUM POTASSIUM ROOT DEFECTIVE 2. Bases 247 to 654 code for a protein of 135 amino acids. The transcript is spliced from 3 exons. The record is from RefSeq and is a predicted model, not a curated record. NCBI's taxonomy places the organism in Eukaryota, Viridiplantae, Streptophyta, Magnoliopsida, Fabales, Fabaceae. Gene Ontology annotation, molecular function: metal ion binding.